Molecule: messenger RNA, 1733 nt
Organism: Closterium sp. NIES-67
Lineage: Eukaryota; Viridiplantae; Streptophyta; Zygnematophyceae; Desmidiales; Closteriaceae
Source: the annotation of a GenBank genome assembly
CUCCCCAUUGCCCUACUUCUUUUCCAGUCCUCCCUUUCAUCAGGCCCUUUUCCCUAAUUUCUCUUGGGACGCUAGGGACGUUCCUGCCAGGAUGAGUCACAGGAAGUUCGAGCAUCCGCGCCAUGGUUCCCUCGGCUUCUUGCCCCGGAAGCGCUGCAAGCGCUCACGCGGGAAAGUGAAGUCGUUUCCCAAGGAUGACCCCACCAAGGCGCCGCACCUGACGGCGUUCCUGGGCUACAAGGCCGGCAUGACGCACAUCGUCCGCGAGGUCGAGAAGCCCGGAUCCCGUCUGCACAAGAAGGAGGCGGCGGAGGCGGUCACCAUCGUCGAAACCCCUCCCAUGAUCGUCUGCGGACUCGUCGCCUACGUGAAGACGGCCCACGGCCCGCGCACGCUCACGCACGUGUACGCCGGGCAUCUGAGCGACAACGUCCGGCGCCGGUGGUACAAGAACUGGCACAAGUCGAAGAAAAAAGCGUUCACCAAGUACGCUAAGAAGUUCAGCACCGAGGACGGGAAGAAGGAGAUCGAGGAGGAGCUCGAGCGCAUGAAGAAGCACGCGUCGAUCAUCCGCGUGAUGGCACACACCGAGGUGCACAAGCUCAAGGGCAUCAAGCAGAAGAAGUCUCAUCUGAUGGAGAUCCAGAUCAACGGCGGGACCAUCGAGGAGAAGGUCGACUGGGGCUACAAGCUGUUCGAGAAGGCCGUUCCGAUCGAUGCCGUUUUCAGGAAGGACGAGAUGAUUGACAUUAUCGCCAUCACCAAGGGUCACGGUAACGAGGGUGUGGUGCACCGUUGGGGUGUCACCCGCCUGCCUCGCAAGACCCAUCGCGGUCUUCGCAAGGUUGCCUGUAUCGGAGCGUGGCAUCCGGCUCGUGUCGCGUACACCGUGGCGCGCGCCGGUCAGAAUGGUUACCAUCACCGCACGGAGCUCAACAAGAAGAUCUACAAGAUCGGGAAGAAGGGCGACGAGAGCCACAAGGCCAGCACCGACUACGACCGCACUGACAAGGAGAUCACCCCGAUGGGCGGCUUCGCGCAGUACGGUGUGGUCGGGGAGGACUACAUCAUGAUCAAGGGGUGCUGCCCCGGCGUGCGCAAGCGCGUGGUGACUCUCCGCCGGUCGCUGCUGAAGCAGACGUCGCGCAACGCGCUGGAGGAGGUGAAGCUCAAGUUCAUCGACACCUCCUCCAAGUUCGGCCACGGCCGCUUCCAGACGUCCGAGGAGAAGGCCAAGUUCUACGGCCGCACCAAGGCCUAGAGCGUGGGGCGCGAAUGUGGGACCUGUGUGGAGGCAGGGCCGCGAAGAUGCUUAUGCGUCAUGGCACGUGGCUUGGGCCGCUGGUACUGUGCCCAGCGGCUGAAGGAGAGCAAGCCCCACACCACGACCACGUAUCCUGCACUAUGUGGUUUGGUUGGGGGGCUUGCUUCUCUGGGCGCCCUGCACCACUGCCAUGCCCUCUGCCUUCCCUUGCUUAGUGGCUGGAGUCUCCACAUGGCAGUGUUGGCUUGAGGGGGGAUUGAUGCAGUCGAACUUUGAGAACAUGGAUGUGACGUCGUUCUAUUGGAGUUUGAUCCGUCGUUUCAUUUGUGUACAGCAAGAAUAGUUGCGUAGAUCUGUUAAUCAGUUAAUUUGUCAUCUAGGCAGGGCCAAUAACCUCCUAAUUGAGUCACUUUGUGGGGCCAGCAGUUCGCUGCUAGCCCUCCGAAUUCCAUAAAUUAUGCCGCCCAUA